Molecule: messenger RNA, 1253 nt
Organism: Periophthalmus magnuspinnatus
Lineage: Eukaryota; Metazoa; Chordata; Actinopteri; Gobiiformes; Gobiidae
Gene: hoxa13b
Product: homeobox A13b
Exons: 2
Coding region: 34-891 (285 amino acids)
Biological process (GO): regulation of transcription by RNA polymerase II
Molecular function (GO): RNA polymerase II cis-regulatory region sequence-specific DNA binding; DNA-binding transcription factor activity, RNA polymerase II-specific
Source: RefSeq, a predicted model, not a curated record
AAAAGAGUUGCUUGUCUGGAUGUAGGGCAUGCUAUGACCGCAUCUGUGCUGCUACAUUCACACUGGAUUGACCCGGUGAUGUUUCUUUACGACAGCGCCCUGGAUGACAGAAGCAAAAAUAUGGAAACUUUCCCUGGAGGCAACUUUACUGCAAGUCAAUGCAGGAAUCUGUUAGCGCAUCCAACUUCUUUGGCUCCCAGCACCUACACGAGCGACGUGCCAGUGUCUGGCAUGGGUGAGCCUGGGAAGCAGUGCAGUCCCUGCUCAGCCACCCAGAGCUCUCACAACGCCUCUUUGCCUUAUGGAUACUUUGGCAGCAGUUAUUACCCGUGUCGAAUGUCCCACGGUAGCGUAAAGACCCAGGCCUCUGCAUAUGCGGACAAAUACGUGGACUCUCCCUUGUCCGGGGAUGACUUCUCAACUCGGGCCAAAGAGUUCUUUUAUCAGGGAUACUCCUCGACUCCUUACCAACCCAGCUACCUGGAUGUGCCAGUGGUGCCCGCACUCAGUGCGCCAUCAGAGCCCAGACAUGAGCCUCUGCUGCCAAUGGAGACGUACCAGCCUUGGGCCAUCACAAACAGUUGGAGUGGUCAAGUUUACAGCGCCAAGGAGCAACCUCAAGCAAACACGUUGUGGAAGCCCUCUCUGCAAGACAGUGUUCCUGGAGGGGACAGUUCCUUGCGUCGCGGGAGGAAGAAGCGUGUGCCCUACACUAAAGUGCAGCUCAAAGAACUUGAAAGGGAGUACGCCACCAAUAAAUUCAUCACCAAAGAUAAACGGAGGAGGAUAUCCGCGCAGACAAACCUGACAGAGAGACAGGUGACGAUCUGGUUUCAAAAUAGGCGAGUGAAGGAAAAGAAAGUUGUUAAUAAGUUCAAGAGCUCUGGUUAGCUCUGCACGGGUGCAAGUUUAUCAAAAACUGUUUGACUAAUUUAUUUAGAAAGAACACUUAACGUCGCUGCGGCUCCGUUUGACCCUCGCGUUUCCUUCCUGCUUUAAUUGGAACCAGUCUCUGCGGCCUGUUGACACUGGACGGAAAUGGGCUGCAACAGUUUGACCAAAGGCCAUUCUGCGAGGGAUGCAUGUUCUCAUUAUGCAGGACUGAGCAAACUAUUAGAGUGAAGCCUGGACACCGGAGACCCCCAGUGCAGAGCGACUUUACAUCCCCAAAGUAGCCCUUAAAAACACGCACAGGGUUUUGACUUUUGUGCACAUUAUAUUUUGUUUUUGGAACUUUUCACAGGCCAUGCAUG